This is a messenger RNA of Paramecium sonneborni, 2129 nucleotides long. Lineage: Eukaryota; Ciliophora; Oligohymenophorea; Peniculida; Parameciidae. The record is from the annotation of a GenBank genome assembly.
AUGUAAAAAAGAUUACCUUCCCUUUCUGUUGAUUCUUCAAAACUUGUUUAAUUAGUUCAUUACGGUAAAUUCAUUUUCAUUAUCUAGGUCAGGCACUUGCUGAAAUGGGAAUGGGUUUUAAAGCACUUCAACAAUAUGAUUAUGCAUUAGAAUUAAACCCAAAAAGUCCUAUUGUUUUUCAUUAAAAAGGUUUAAUUUAAUAUUUAAUCUUAGGAUUGCUUUAUUUCCAAAAAGAAUAAUAUAUUCAUGCUUUACAUUGUUAUGAAUAAGCCUUACUUUAAACAAAUCAUAUCAAUAUUUAUUUUGAUAAAGGAAAUGCUCAUCUUGCAUUAAAUCAAAUUGAUAAAGCUAUAGAAUGUUAUAACACAGCAUAAACAUAUUUCAAUGAUAGAAAAGAGAUCUAUUAUUAAUUAGGAGUUGCUCAUUAUUAGAAAAAUUGUUUUGUAACAGCUCUUUAAAAUCUUGUUUAAGCUAUUAAGUUAGAUCCUAAAUAUAUUAUUGCCAUUCAAAAACUUGGUGAUAUAUUUUAUGAUCUUAAACUGUAUAAAAAAGCUUUAAAAAACUAUGAAAAAAUUCUACGCAUUGAUGGUCUCAAUUAUAAAGCUAUUUAUAGUAAAGGUUUAAUUUAUUUUGAACUUAAUGAUAUAGAAAAAGCUUAAGUUUGUUUUGAAAAAUGUAUCCUUCUUCAACCUCAUAAUUCUAUGCCAUAUUUUAAUAAAGGUGUAAUAUUUUUAUAAAACUCUGAUUAUAAGGAAGCUUUAAAAAACUUCAAAUAAUCACUCAACAGAAAUCCGCAAAAUCAACAAGCAAAAUUUAAUUUGGGUUUAGUUUAUUAAAAAUUAGGAAUUUUGGAUAAAGCAUUACUUCAUUAUAGUAAAUGCCAAGCAACCCAUGAGGUUUUAUUUAAUUAAGGUUUAAUACAAAUGUAGUUAAAAUCUUAUUAUAAAUCCUCAGAGCAUUUUAAAAAAGCAAUAAAGUUAAAAUCAGACAAACCAGAGUAUUGGUAUAAUUUGGGAAUCAAUUACUACUUUUUAGAUAACAUUACUGAACUUGCAAACUGUUUUGAAAAGGUUAUUGCAUUAGGAGGAUUGUGGAUUAUUGAAGAUUAAAAUCUGUAACAUCCAGCUGUUAUUUAAUAUCGGUAGUAAUUUAUUGAAAAACCAACAAAUUAUUAAAGUUAUUAUAAAUAAGGUCGCAUUUAUUGUUUAUUAAAAGAAUUUCAUUUAGCAAUAAAAUCAUUUUAAAAAAGUAUCAAUCUUAAUUCCAACUUUACAUAAUCUAAACUAGAAUUAGCUAAAGCUUAUGAAAGUUUAUAACAGUAUAAAGAAUCUAUUUUCCUAUAUAAAGAAAUUCAUGAUCAAUAGUCUUAUUAAUAAUUGAGUUUACUUCUUUAACAUUUAUAAUUGUAUGAUGCAUCAAUUUACAUUUUAAAUAAAAUUUUAGAAUUAGAUCCAAAAAAUAUUGAGGCUCUAUAUAAUAAAGGACUCUCAUUUAUUUAAAUGAAUCGAUAUACUUCUGCUUUAUAAUGUUUUGAUGAAAUUAUACGUAUUUAACCUAGGUAUAUUGAGGCAAUUUAUUAAAAAGGUCUUACUCUGAAAUAAUUAAAUUAAAAUGAUAAAGCUUAAAUUUUAUUUUAAAAAAUACUUAAUUUUACACCUGAAAAUGAACUUAUUUAUCUUUUAUAAGGUCAUUCCUAUUUUCAUCUUCAAAAAUAUACAGAAGCUAUAUUAGCUUAUGAAAAGGCAAUUGAAAUAAAUAAUCUUUUUAAUGAGGCUUACUUUGGAUUAGGAUAUAUACAUUAUACAAGAAAAGAAUAUUAAUUAUCAAUUAAGAUUUAUAAAUAAUACUUAUUAAAAUACCCAAAUUCAAAAUAAUUUUUGUUAGCUUUAGGUAAUUAUUGAAUAUUAAGUAUAGCAAAUUCAUUACAUAAACUUGGAAAAAAUAAAUCUGCUCUUAAGAAAUUAGAUGAGAUUCUAAUUUAAGAUUAAAGAUCAUAUGAAGCUAUUAAUUGUAGAGCCAUAAUCUUUUAUGAUAUGAAAUCAUUUAAGUAGUCAUUUUUAAAUUUUUAAAAGGCUAUUUAAUUUAAGCCAAGAUAAAAUGAAUUACUUAAAUAUAUAUAUAAUUCGUGA